GACGAGAACAUCAACCGGACUCUCUUACUUUUGGCUCGUGAGAGGGAGCUAGCCGAAGCAAGAAGAAGAAGUGAAGAGAGGGGACAACAAGUUGGUCCCGGAGUUGGAGGAAUUGAAGUUGAAAUGGCGGAGAAUCAACAGCAAGGAGCUGCUCAGCCUCAAAACCAAAACGAGGAGGCGACAGCUGAGGAAGCACCAAGAACUAUGGCUACUACAUGGCCCCAUGGGUGGAAAAUAUCCAAUCUCCCAUCUUACAUCCAUCCGUGGCCGCCAACAACUUUGAAAUCAAGCCCGCCCUCGUGACGAUGAUUCAAAACAACGCCUUGUUUCAUGGGAUCACAAGUGAAUCACCAAGGGAGCAUGUUCAGAGGUUCCUUGAGCUUGCGGGAAGUUUGAAGAUAAACGGUGUCCCUGCGGAGGCAUUACAAUUGAGGCUAUUCCCCUACUCUCUUGCGUGGAAAGUGCUCCGAUGGCUCAACAACCGACCGGCUCGCUCAAUUAUCUCGUGGGAUGAUUUGCUCAACAAGUUCAUGACUCAAUAUUGUCGUCCUUCCAAGACGGCCGAGUGGAGGAAGAAGAUCUCACACUUUGAGCAAGAGGAAGAUGAGACAUCGAGGGAUCCAUGUGAAAGAUUCUCCGACUACUUCCUCCAAUGCCCUCACCAUGGAUUCGAGGAGAAAUUUCGGAUAGAGACUUUCUAUGGAGGUCUCAUGCAUGAUGACAAGAUCCUUAUCGAUUCUCUUUGCCAAGGGAGGUUGAUGAACAUGACCCCACCUCAAGUGACCGAGUUGCUCGAAGAUAUGGCUCUUAAAGGAUAUGAUUGAGUCUUAACGAGGAGUGGUAAGAGAAGCACCGAAAGAGGAGUGCAAAGUGUGGGAGUAAGUGCUCCACUUGAAGCUAAGCUUGACAAGUUGAUCGAGGUGAUCCUUGAGGACAAGAAGCAAGGGAAGAGAGCGGUGAUGUCUUGUGAUUGGUGUUCUACCACUAAUCAUGAAAUUGAGGAUUGCCAAGAGAUGAAGAAAACAAGUACCCCGAGGAGCAAGUGAGCUUCAUUGCCAAUGCUAAAGGGAACAACCUUUAUAGCAAUACCCACGUCCCACAACCCCAAGUGGCGCAAUCAUCCCAAAUUCGCUUGGUCGUCCCCUACCAAUCUAAGACCUCCCUGUUUCCAAGGUCCAACGGGCAACUAUCAACCUCGGCCAACUUUCAUCCAAAAAAUGCCUCAAUUCCAA
Molecule: messenger RNA, 1232 nt
Organism: Linum trigynum
Lineage: Eukaryota; Viridiplantae; Streptophyta; Magnoliopsida; Malpighiales; Linaceae
Source: the annotation of a GenBank genome assembly